AAUGAACAUGAACAUAUCAGAUCUAGCAUUAUUCCGAGACGGAAAAUAAUAUCUUUUCCAAAAGAGCAUACUAAGGGUGUGAAUUCUUUAUUAUGGUGUGGUUCUUUUGGACAAGUAUUGGCAUCUGCAUCUAUGGAUUGUACAGUCAGAAUUUGGGAUGUUUUUUUAGAACAAAGAAGAGCUGUGAAGGAUAUUCAAUGGAAUAAUAACUUUAAUAAUAUACUUUCUGGUGGAUAUGAUAAAACUGCAAAGAUAUUUGAUAUUGAAACUGGAGUCACUAUACAGACGUUUCCUCAUCCACAAGUUGUUACUGCCCUUCGCUAUCACCCUACACAACCAAAUAUUUUCGUAUCAGGAAUGUUACAAGAUGGAAUACGAUCAUGGGAUUUGCGUACAAAUAAAGUCAUAAAGGAAUCUAGAAAAUUUUUUGGUAGUGUUAAUGACAUUGAAUUUUUCCCUAAUGGGGAUAACAUUCUUACUUGUUCCGAUUACGUGGUCAGAAACGCGUCUGAUAAAAAUAUUAUGGUUUGGGAAAUUGACUCUAUGACGGCAAUAUCUAAUCAAAUUUAUCAAGAAGCAUUUUCUUGUACUGCACUUCGAUUCCAUCCGUUUCAUAAGCACUUUGUUGCACAAUCAAAUGGAAAUUAUAUUGCCAUUUUUGGUGGUGAAAAGCCAUGGAAAUUAGAUAAGAGGAAGCGCUUUGAAGGCCAUCUUGUGAACGGUUAUCCUAUCCGUUGUAACUUUUCACCAGAACCUGAGCAAGGUAGAUUUUUGGCUUCAGGAGAUGCAAAUGGUGGCAUAUUCUUUUAUGAGUGGUCAUCAUCGAAAGUUGUAAAAGUAAUAGAAGGUGCACAUCUGGGAGCCUGUACUGAUGUAUGUUGGCAUCCUUUGUUGAAUGGAAUUAUUGCUAGUUGCGGCUGGGAUGGGAAAGUAACUUUAUGGGGUGCUAAUACAUUCUCAUUAUAG
This is a messenger RNA of Racocetra persica, 966 nucleotides long. The record is from the annotation of a GenBank genome assembly. Lineage: Eukaryota; Fungi; Glomeromycota; Glomeromycetes; Diversisporales; Gigasporaceae.